Ogataea parapolymorpha DL-1 is the source of this 1137-nucleotide messenger RNA. RefSeq lists its product as uncharacterized. Bases 1 to 1137 code for a protein of 378 amino acids. NCBI's taxonomy places the organism in Eukaryota, Fungi, Ascomycota, Pichiomycetes, Pichiales, Pichiaceae. The transcript has a single exon. Gene Ontology annotation, molecular function: protein dimerization activity. The record is from RefSeq and is a predicted model, not a curated record.
AUGUCUCUCGAAAUUCCGCCCAGCAGUUCAAAGAGCCCAAGUUCGGGCUUAUUUUCUCCCGGGUUCACUAAUGCUCCGGCCCAAAGCAACAUGAACGCCGCCUGGGAUACUAAUGAGUCCAACGGGCACAACAUCACACAACAGCCCGACUAUUUCUCGACAGAUCUUGAUUUUGACACUGCGUACAUGCUAAUGACCAAUGAACUUGAUGCCGGCGUUCCUUCUAGCGCCGGGUUACCUGCCGCGAACAAACUCUCCGCCGGCUCGCAAACUACCUCUGGAUCCAUUUCUACAGACCAGUCGACAACCGUCCCGCAGACGCCGCCGAUGACAAACGUCAUGUCUACGGGGCUGUCGCCCUUCUAUAGAUCGCCGAAACUGGUCCAGGAACAACUUUCGCGACCCUUAACCCCAGACAACAACAAACUUCUUCAUGACAAAAACAGCUUUCUUGCCCGAUCGUCCUCGUCGUUUCAUUUCGGCGAGUCGAGUCCUACCCAGGCCACCUCGCCUGUGUCGCCAAACACAAGGAAUUUGCUGACAACGUUCAACAACUUGAGCUAUUCUGCGAAUUUGGUGGGCCUGGCUCGACAGCAGUCGUCAGAGCUUCUUUCCGUGUCCGAAACGUCUGCGCUCGAGAACUUUUUGGACUCGAUCGCCAACGACCAGAGCUUGUCGAACCUUUCCAAACACUGGCACUCUAUUGACCCUUUGGCCAGCACAAUCAAGGAUUUGAAAAAGACCCCCGAGGCAGAACUGGAAGUGGUCAUCAAGCACAAUGACGGAGCGCAGCGUCUCCCGUCCCCACCGACACAGGAGGAGAAGUUGGCCCGAGCAAGUUACCAAAAGCGACAACGGAGCAACUCUUUUUCUAAAAAAUUGCUUACGGAGGAAGAAAAGAAGUUGAACCAUUCGACAUCGGAGCAGAAACGGCGCGCAAUGAUAAAGAACGCCUUCGACGACCUAUGCGAUCUUAUAAGUUCGUCUCCUGUUUAUUUACGACAGACUAGAGGUGAUGGUAGCAAACCGAAGAGCAAGCGCAAAACAAUGUCCAAAUACAACGUCAUGAUGCAUUCGAUAGAGGAAAUUGAUCGGCUCCAAGAUGUUAAUAGACGGCUUAGGCAGCUGAUAGGAUAA